Cornus florida is the source of this 1216-nucleotide messenger RNA. RefSeq lists its product as uncharacterized. The record is from RefSeq and is a predicted model, not a curated record. Lineage: Eukaryota; Viridiplantae; Streptophyta; Magnoliopsida; Cornales; Cornaceae. Gene Ontology annotation, cellular component: chloroplast thylakoid. Bases 145 to 1017 code for a protein of 290 amino acids. The transcript has 4 exons.
GGGCCAUAUCUGGAAAGCAAAAGGCAAAGAGCAAACCAAAUCGAACCAACCCAUCCCGAAAUCUCACUUCCUUAUCUUUUACAUACACUCUUGUGUGUGCCUGUGCCGACAGAACGAACACAAGAGAAGAGAAAAGUUAAGAGCAUGGCAGCCACACUCACUCUCCUGAAAUUCAGUGUUCUCCCCCCAAAACCAAUCCACACCCACACCCACACCCACAUCCACACCCACACUCACUCAGAAGUCCUCCCAGUUUUGUCCAACCCGACUAAACGACGACUACAUGUCUCCUCCGACGAGUCUUCUUCUUCUUCAUAUAACCCACAAAAACUCCUAAAUCAAACUAUUCGCCAUAUGAAAUCAGCUCCUCUUCCCCUUGCAGCACUCGCAUUACCCUUCUUUCUAGAUCCAAAGGAUGCAUUUGCUGUUGGUGGUGAGUUUGGAAUUCUUGAAGGAAGAACAUUUGCUCUUGUUCACCCCAUCGUCAUGGGUGGCUUGUUUGUCUACACUCUGUGGGCUGGUUAUCUGGGUUGGCAAUGGCGGCGAGUUCGGACCAUACAGAAUGAGAUUAAUGAGCUCAAGAAGCAAGUCAAGCCUGUUGCAGUCACCGAGCCUCCUACACCAUCCCAACCUCCUACACCAUCGCCACUCGAUGCCAAGAUUCAGCAACUCACCGAGGAGAGGAAGGAGUUGAUUAAAGGGUCAUACAGGGACAAACACUUCAAUGCAGGCUCAAUACUGCUAGGAUUCGGCGUGUUUGAGGCAGUUGGUGGAGGGGUCAACACCUGGUUUCGGACAGGGAAGCUAUUCCCAGGGCCUCAUUUAUUUGCAGGAACAGCCAUAACAGUGCUAUGGGCAGCAGCUGCAGCUCUUGUACCAUCAAUGCAGAAGGGGAGUGAAACGGCCAGAAAUCUUCAUAUCGCAUUGAAUGUGUUCAAUGUUUUGCUCUUCGUGUGGCAGAUCCCCACCGGAAUUGAUAUAGUUUUCAAGGUCUUUGAAUUUACUCAAUGGCCUUGAAUCACACAUUCUGCAAGUGAGUCCUCUUGUUUCUUCAAUUAGGUCUAUCUCAUUACAAGUCAUUUUCUUCUCUUUUCUCCUCUGUUACUGUUUCUAGUAUAUAUUGUACUGUUACUAUAUACUUUCUAUGCAAUCAUAACAAAUAACUUCAAAGCAUUGAAUGUUGAUAAUGCUUCAUUUUUUUUUUUUUUUUUUGAAA